This is a messenger RNA of Exaiptasia diaphana, 1375 nucleotides long. Its product is annotated as adhesion G protein-coupled receptor B1-like. The coding region runs from base 1 to 1353 and encodes 450 amino acids. The transcript has 8 exons. The record is from RefSeq and is a predicted model, not a curated record. Lineage: Eukaryota; Metazoa; Cnidaria; Anthozoa; Actiniaria; Aiptasiidae.
AUGCUUCUCUGCAAAUUCCUGCUUUCUCUUGACGUGUUCAACAGUUUCACUUCAUCAGAAAGACAACGCGAUGAUGCGUCGACGCCUCCGGCUCCGUCGACCGGGAAAAUCGUGUAUGGAACUUGGACAAAGUGGGCUGAAGCAUGCAUUAGUAACUGUGGUCUUGGAACAAGAAUUUCGAGUCGAACAUGUAAAAUAAGUUCAUCUCAAGGAAGUGGUAACAUUUGUAGUGGACCCACUCAAAAAGAAGGAACUUGCUAUGUUAACAUGUGUAAAAAUGACACUGCGGUUAUACACCCAUUUGAAGGAAUUGGGUGCUACAAAGGCAGAAAUGACAACAAUAACCGACUGCUACCUGUUGUAGCAACUAAUUUUCGUGAUGGAAUAUUAUGGGAAGAAUACAACGAUUCACUGACAGCAGUUGUUUACCGGUGUGCACUUGAUGUCCAACUUCACUAUAAAGAAUUCCAGUAUUUUGGCAUAGAAUUUUACGGUGAAUGCUAUACCAGCAACGCAACUUUACUAUCGCUACCAGAAGACAAAAAGACCGACUGUUUUAAAUCAAAGCCAAACGUGUUUGUUGGACGUGAUAAAACUAUUUUUGUGUAUAAGUUCAGUCCAGUCAAUGGUACUUGGGGGGAGUGGGGUCAGUGGAAUUUGUGCAGCAAGACAUGUGGAGCUGGCUUUAAAAAACGUACUCGUCAAUGCAACAAACCAGCACCACGUUGGGGAGGAUUAGACUGUCAAGGCUCGAGUACUAACAGAACAGCGUGUAAUACCAUCGAUUGCCCAGUGAUCGCCAAUUGGAGUGAAUGGCAAUUAUGGGGUUCGUGUAAUAAGCACUGUGGACUGGGAACCAGAACAAGGCAUCGCACAUGUAGCACAACAAAGAAACCAUGUGAUGGACACGCCCAUGAAACAGUUGAGUGCUACCUUGAAAUGUGUAAAGAACAAUCUUCAAAAAUAUUUCCGUUUCAAGGAAUUGGGUGUUUUAGCACAAAUCCCAAACAAUUAUUAGCGAAGCUGAUAUCGGCAAAGUUCCGUGACAACCUCGUGUGGCACUCGGGUGAUUCUGUGGCAGCUCCUGUGCUAAGAUGCGCUGCGUCCAUACAGAAUAAUCAUAGUCAGUAUCAGCAUUUUGGCAUCGAGUAUUACGGGGAAUGCUGGACAGGCAAUGUAACGGAGGAAUUACUGGAAAAUAAUCAAAUUGAAAUUGAUCGCUGCUACAAAGUGAAUUCGAAAGUAUACGUGGGAAAGGCAGAUACCAUGUAUAUCUACAAAUUUAAUCCAGGUAACCAGUCUCAUUCGCAGCCUCUACUUUCAGCGUCGCCCGCUUCCUGUGUAAGGACGUAAAACCAGACAAAAGUUGAGGUUG